AUGGAUUUAUUAAGCGUACUCGAGCACACACUCUUACCAGACCAAAAAGUGUUAGAUGAUGCACAACAAGUUUUAGAACAAGCUGCACAGUCUGAUCUACACGGUUUUCUGACAUCUCUGUCGGGGAUCUUGAACAAUAUCGCCAAUAGCAACGCUGGACGAACGCAGGCUGGGCUACAAUUGAAAAAUCCCCUGUACUUAAAUGAUUCUGGUAUCAAUGCAGGAUAUCAACAGAGAUGGCUGUCACUUCCGGAGGAAGUCAGAGGAAGAGUAAAAACAAUUAUUUUGGCUUCACUGGGAACAGAACCAAUCAGCCCAAGCACAGCGGCCCAGUGUGUGGCCUAUAUAGCAUGUGCCGAGCUUCCAUCGGGUUUGUGGCCAAACUUGAUAGCCUUGCUAGUCAUCAAUGUUACCAACCAAAACACAACUGAGGAAUUAAAGGAAGCCUCUUUAGAGGCAAUAGGCUACAUUUGCCAAGACAUCGAUCAAGCUGUUCUUCAGAGUAAAUCAAAUGAAAUUCUAACAGCAAUUCUUCAUGGAAUGAGACAAGAACAACCCAGUAACCGUGUGAGAGUUGCAGCUGCUAAAGCAUUGUGGAAUUCCUUGGAAUAUUUAAAGGCUAAUUUUGACAAAGAGACGGAGAGACAUUUCAUCAUGCAAGUUGUGUGCGAAGCAACCAAAUCACCAGACACAAAGGUGAAGGGUGCUGCUUUGCAGUGUUUGGUGAAGAUUGCUUCCUUAUAUUAUAAACAAAUGGAUUCAUACAUGGGUCCUGCACUCACUUCUAUAACAAUGGAAGCCAUGAAGAGUGAUGUAGAUGAAAUUGCCUUCCAGGGAAUUGAAUUUUGGUCCAAUGUUUGUGAAAAAGAAAUAGCUCUUGCUACUGGAUUAUCGGAGGCUGCUGAGCAAGGAAUGCCCUCAGAGAGAGGAAGUCGAUUCUACAUUCAAGGAGCUUCCAUGUAUUUAUGUCCAAUCUUGUUACAAACACUGACAAAGCAGGUAAAAUAUUUACAUAGAUCAGAUGAUGUGGACAAUGAUGAAUGGAGCAUAGGUAGGGCUGCCGGAGUCUGUCUGAGGCUAAUAGCAACUGAGCGCAAAGAUAAUAUUGUACCCCUCAUUUCACCCUUUGUGAUAGGGAACAUAAGUGAUGGAAAUUGGCGUUAUCGCGUGGCGGCUGUUAUGGCUCUCGGUUCAAUAUUGGAGGGUCCAGAUCCUGAAAUGCUUCAGCCAAUUGUAAGACAUGUCAUGCCUAUGCUUAUUCAGUUGUUGAAUGAUCUCAAUAUUAUCGGGAGGAUCACAACAGCCCAGAUUAUGAGGCGGAUCUGUAAAAUCGUACCAAAACCCAUUAUUACUGGACAUCAAGUCUUACCGAGUUUUCUUUCUGCCUUGAUGAAUGGCCUUACUGCUGGGCCAACAGUCGCCAGUCAGUUUUGUUGGACCAUCUCGAGUUUAGCAGAGGCUGCCUACGUUAGUGCAAGUCCGGAGGGCGACCCAUCUACAUACUGUUUAUCCACUUCUUUUGCAACCAUUGUAGAAAAUCUAAUUCAAGUCACCGACAGAUCAGAUGGAAACCAACAUAACUUAAGAAAUGCAGCAUUUGAAGCACUGACAGAAAUGAUCAAAAACAGCCCUAAGGACUGUUACGGGAUUGUACAGAAAACAGCAAUUGGUGUUUUAGAGAAACUAGACAGACUGCUGCAUAUGAAAAAUAAGAUUCAAGUCCCUACAGAUCGUGCCCAAUACAAUGAAUUACAAUUCUUGAUUUGUGACACAUUACAGAGUGUUCUUAAGAAAUUGACGCGUCAAGAUGCUCUCCGGAUCUCUGACCAAGUGAUGGGUGUUUUGUUGCGUAUGUUUACAACCGGCGUUCAAGAAGAUGCUCUUCUGACAGUGUCCACACUAGUAGAAGUUUUAGGUGGGAAUUUUGCAAAUUAUGUGGAUGCAUUUAAACCAAGUUUGAUUGCUAGCUUGAAGAAUUCUGAAGAACAUUCAGUAUGUUUGGCUGCUAUAGGUCUAGUGAGAAACUUAUGUCAAGCUCUAGGAAGAAUGAUGUCGCCAUAUUGUGAUGAAAUUAUGUUAUUGUUGGAGAAUUUAUGGAAUUCCAAUUUGCAUAGGUCAGUGAAACCUCAUCUUCUCUCUGUGUUUGGCGAGAUUGCAUUGGCCAUAGGACCUGAUUUCAAGAAAUUCCUGACCAAAGUCAUGACUAUUCUACAUCAAGCCUCCCAGGAGAAGGUGGAAAAGACUGAUUUAGACAUGAUUGAUUACCUGAAUGAUAUAAGACAAGGUUGUCUUGAGGCCUACACAGGAAUUGUACAGUGUUUUAGAGAAGGUGGGAAAUUGGAUGACGUUUAUUUAUUACUGCCAUAUAUUUCCCAAAUAAUGUCCUUCAUAGAGAAUGUUGCAAUGGAUGAGGAUCAUUCGAUGGAAAAUAUAUCAGCCUGCUGUGGACUCAUUGCAGAUUUGUGUACAGUACUUGGAGUAAGAAUGCUUCCAUAUGUUGAUAAGGGGACAAUUCAGGGAUUGGUUACUAAAGGGCUAAAUUCCAGUACUAAGAGAGUUAGAAAUGUAGCAAUGUGGGCUACUCAAGAAAUAAACAAACUAAAAAGUAUUUCAUGGUAA
Saccostrea echinata is the source of this 2619-nucleotide messenger RNA. RefSeq names its product importin subunit beta-1-like. Gene Ontology annotation, cellular component: cytoplasm; nucleus. The record is from RefSeq and is a predicted model, not a curated record. Gene Ontology annotation, molecular function: nuclear import signal receptor activity; small GTPase binding. NCBI's taxonomy places the organism in Eukaryota, Metazoa, Mollusca, Bivalvia, Ostreida, Ostreidae. Bases 1 to 2619 code for a protein of 872 amino acids. Gene Ontology annotation, biological process: protein import into nucleus. The transcript is spliced from 23 exons.